Molecule: messenger RNA, 1446 nt
Organism: Penicillium coprophilum
Lineage: Eukaryota; Fungi; Ascomycota; Eurotiomycetes; Eurotiales; Aspergillaceae
Product: FAD-binding oxidoreductase
Exons: 5
Coding region: 1-1446 (481 amino acids)
Molecular function (GO): FAD binding
Source: RefSeq, a predicted model, not a curated record
AUGAUGUUUUUUCUUCACUUAAUCGGACUGUUCCUUUUGGGCAUUGCUAAUUUGAGCAAUGCAAGCGCCUCAGCAACUACGACGGGUUUCCUCUCCACUCCUUCCGGUACUCUUCGGGUUCCUAAGGGAGCUUCAUGUGCUUGCGCGAAACUUUUCCGGUCUAUGCCAAGGAGCGUGAUCGGUCCCGGUUCGGCAAACUACACAACUCAGACUGUUGAUAACUACUGGGAUAUUCGGGCGGAUCUUUCUCCUGCGUGUGUUUUCGUGCCCAAUACUGCUGCUGAGGUGUCGCAGGCAGUUAAGAUCAUCGCAGCCUGCAAUGCGCAGUUUGCUGUUCGUGGUGGAGGUCACAUGAACUAUCCUGGAUCGAACAACAUUGAUGCGGGAGUCCUGAUUGCUCUGUCGAAUAUGAACUAUAUCAAUGUGAAGAAUAACACCGUCGAAGUAUACUCCGCACUUGAGCCUCAUGGUCGUGUCUGCAUCGGUGGCCGAAUGAAGACAAUUGGUGUUCCCGGACUCAGUCUUAUCGGCGGUUUCCACUAUUUCAACAACAAGUACGGAUACGCCAUGGACAAUGUGGUCGCAUAUGAUGUUGUUCUUGGGAAUGGUACCCAGAUUAAUGUCAACAAGACCUCGAACGGCGAUCUCUUCUGGGCCUUGAAGGGCGGCGCGAAUAACUUUGGAAUCGUCACCAGAUUCGAACUAAAGACUUAUGCUGUUCCAGAGAUCAGCACCACUAUCCAGGUCUUCAAUGAGACAAACCUUCCCCGAUAUCUUGCUGCUGUAUGCGAAGCGGCAAAGCUGGACAACGAAGACCCCAUUGCUGCGGGCAUGAUCUCCACUAUUACCUACAAUGCGACCACCAAGGUGGCACAGGGCUCAGUCCUCGGGGUCCAGGAGGGUGUCAGCAAGCCCCCAUCUCAAUUCGCCAACUUUACCAAGAUUCCAGCAGCUGAAAGGAUUCACAAUGUCACUACCAUGAAGCCGUGGGCCGAGGCCCUUGACUCCCCUAAGCAGAUGAUGCGGGCCUGGAAAACUGCAGUCGACAAUAUUGCAGACGUCCAGGGGCUUUACCCAACUUUUGUUACGAACGUCAUUUCGCCGAAUUCAAUCCGAGUGGCCAAGACCAAUGGCGUUGGCAACGUUUGGGGUCUUGAAGAAGAGCCUCUCAUUAUCUGGCAAUUCAGUACCGGUUGGGACCUAGCCCAGGACGAUAUUCGCAUGGAGGCUUGGUCUCGCCAACUGGUCGAGCAUCUCCACAGUAUCAACAAAGAUCUGGGGCUUGCUUCCGAGUUCAUCUACAUGGGUGAUGCUGGUGAGUGGCAAGAUCCCUAUGCGGGGUUUCCCGUUGAGAAUGUCGCUCGUAUGAGAAAGAUUAGGUCUUCUUAUGAUCCUGCUGGUGUUUUCUCUACCCUUAGCUGGGGUGGCUUUAAGCUGGGUCUGUGA